UAGAACUUGGGCGAGAAGCAGAAAAAUAAAAACCCUACUUUUUCGCUGGCUUACUGCUUCGCCGGAAUCUGAACUCUGAAGAAUCCAUUUGCCGGAGACUUUCUUCUUCUUUGUUGUUUUGUCCUCUUAGUUAUUAUUAUUAUUUUUUUUUUUAACUUGUGGAGAAAAACGGCGUUGAAGCUCAGAGCUCUUAGUGACACCUUUGAGAGAUAAAGAAAAGAGAUAGAAAAUUGAGGGAGAUGUAUGUAGUGCCUCCGCCUCAACGAUCCGAUUCGGAUUCCAACGGUGACUUAAGAGUUUACCAAACUUGGAAAGGCAGCAAUAUAUUCUUUGUUCAGGGAAGAUUUGUAUUCGGGCCAGAUGUAAGAUCAUUGGCGAUGACAAUAUGUCUCAUUGCUGUUCCCGUUACAAUUUUCUGCAUCUUUGUCGCCAGGAAGCUAAUGGAUGACUUCUCUGAUAGCUGGGGAGUAUCUAUAUUAGCUCUUGCCGUCGUCUUCACCAUUUAUGAUUUAGUUCUUCUGCUGGUUACAUCCGGAAAAGAUCCAGGAAUCAUCCCUAGAAAUGCUCAUCCUCCAGAGCCUGAAGCCUUUGAAGGCAACAUGGAAGCAGGAGCUGGUCAGACUCCGCAGCUGCGACUGCCUCGCAUUAAGGAAGUAGAGGUUAAUGGAAUUACAUUUAAGGUCAAGUACUGUGACACUUGCAUGCUCUAUAGGCCUCCUCGCUGUUCCCAUUGCUCUAUCUGCAACAACUGCGUUGAAAAGUUUGAUCAUCACUGCCCUUGGGUUGGCCAAUGUAUUGGUCUGAGGAACUACAGAUUCUUCUUCAUGUUUGUCUUCUCCACGACACUUCUAUGUAUAUAUGUUCAUGCCUUCUGCUGGAUCUAUAUAAGGAAGAUCACUGAAUCAGAACAUACAACUAUUUGGAAAGCAAUGCUCAAAACUCCUGCCUCCAUUGUUCUGAUAAUCUACACAUUCAUAUCAAUGUGGUUUGUUGGUGGCUUAACAGCUUUCCAUCUAUAUCUCAUCAGCACAAACCAGACUACAUAUGAGAAUUUUAGAUACAGAUAUGAUAGACGAAGCAACCCUCACAACAAGGGAGUAGUUAACAACUUCAAAGAAACGUUUUGCUCUGCAAUCCCUCCUUCAAAGAAUGACUUUAGAGCCUUGGUACAUCGAGAACCUCCAUUGCCUCCUAGAUCUGUAGCAGGUGGGUUUAUGAGUCCAAACAUGGGUAAAGGCAACGAUGAUAUUGAGAUGGGAAGGAAAGCUGUUUGGGCAGACAUGGGUCCAGCAAUGCCAGAGCAUGGUGAUGGGAAACAUAAUAACAAUGAGCGGUUACAUGUUCAGGAUGGUGAGUUAGGCGUGCUAUCUCCUGACGUUAGGACAACGGUUGACGAACAGAGUGAUAGGCCUGGGGUGCACACAAGGCGCUCAAGCUGGGGAAGGAAAAGUGGAAGCUGGGAUAUGUCGCCAGAAGUUAUGGCUUUAGCAGGCAGAGUAGGAGGAGAACAAAACCAAAACCGUGGAGGAAGCAGCAGUGGAAGUGCUCAGCGGCCUACAUAGUAGUCAUUCAGAUACACGAUUUAGCAAGGAAGGAAGAAAGACAGAACAUAGGCGAAGUUUAUUCAAAUGCUUUUUUUUUCUUUUGGUUUAUUCAGCUUAAAAUCAGUUAAUGCAAGCUUGUGAUUUGUGGAGGAAAAGAAGUUCCUAAUAUGGAAUGUGUGUUAUGUUGGCUUUGUUGUGGUAAGCAAAAGAGGUUGAACUGGUGUGUUGUUUUACAUGUUUGUAUGAGUGAGCUUCUUCUGGAUUUUCAAACACUUGACCCGAUGUGUAUAUGUAAAUCAUGACAGGGAGAUCUUAGAGCAUCUCCGUUGGAGGAUUGUAAGGAGAUCUUAGAGCAUCUCCAUUGGAGGAUUGUAAGGGAGGUUCACAUAUUUUUC
Messenger RNA from Eruca vesicaria subsp. sativa (arugula), 1939 nucleotides. NCBI's taxonomy places the organism in Eukaryota, Viridiplantae, Streptophyta, Magnoliopsida, Brassicales, Brassicaceae. The record is from the annotation of a GenBank genome assembly.